AUGACUAUUAAACUGGUGGUGGGUGAGUGUACUUUAAAUGUCGUUAGCGCGUACGCGCCGCAAGCAAGCUUGGAUGAGAAGAUUAAAAGGUGCUUUUGGGAGGGGUUGGAUGACAUCGUUCGUAAUAUUCCUCCUUCCGAGAGUUUAUUCAUAGGAGGAGAUUUCAAUGGUCAUAUUGGGUCGUCUACAGGUGGUUAUACUAAGGUGCAUGGCGGCUUUAGUUUUGGAGAGCGGAACGGAGGGGGCACUUCGCUGUUGGACUUUUCCAAGGCAUUCGAUCUAGUGAUUGCGAACUCAAGUUUUCCGAAGUGGGAGGAGCAUUUGAAUCAUCUAGUUAUAACUACCAUGACUAUACAUAAUUCCAUCAGACGAUAUUCUUCUACCGAUAAGGAAUUCAACUAUGAUGCUAAUGAAGAUAUUACUGCAAAAAUUGAGGAAGGAGGCGAGUCUUUUGAUAUUCCUUUAGAAAUGCAAGGCAAGUCUACUGCUAAUAUAGAGGCAUUGUGUGAUAGAAGCAGAGAUGAAAUUGUUGGAAAAUAUUAUCAUGUGUGA
Molecule: messenger RNA, 552 nt
Organism: Nicotiana tabacum (common tobacco)
Lineage: Eukaryota; Viridiplantae; Streptophyta; Magnoliopsida; Solanales; Solanaceae
Source: RefSeq, a predicted model, not a curated record